AUGGCAGGGAAACUAAUGCAUGCCGUUCAGUAUGAUAGCUAUGGUGGAGGCGCGGCGGGUUUAAAGCAUGUUGAGGUUCCAGUCCCUAGUGCCAACAAAGACGAGGUUUUGCUUAAGGUAGAAGCUACUAGUGUAAACCCAGUUGAUUGGACAAUGCAGAAAGGCGUUAUGCGCCCUAUUUUACCUCGACGAUUCCCGUGGAUCCCCUGUACUGAUGUGGCAGGAGAGGUUGUAGCAGUUGGGCCAGGAGUUGAAAAUUUCAAAACUGGUGACAAAGCUGUAGCUGUACUUAGCCAAUUUAGUGGAGGUGGACUAGCUGAAUUUGUAGUGGCUGAGAAGAGCUCGUCAGUUGCAAGGCCGCCUGAAGUUUCAGCAGCUGAAGGCGCAGGCUUGCCUAUUGCUGGACUCACAGCUCUUAAGGCUCUCACUGAAUCUGCUGGGGUCAAGCUUGAUGGAAGUGGUGUGGGUCACUAUGCAGUUCAGCUAGCAAAGCUUGGAAACACUCAUGUGACUGCCACUUGUGGGGCUCGUAACAUUGAAUUUGUGAAGAACUUAGGGGCUGAUGAGGUUCUGGAUUACAAAACCCCAGAAGGAGCAGCUCUGAAGAGCCCAUCUGGUAAGAAAUAUGAUGCUGUGAUUCACUGUGCAUCAGGCAUACCUUGGAGUACUUUUGAGCCAAAUCUAAGUGAGAAUGGAAAGGUUGUAGAUAUCACUCCCGGCCCCAGUGCCAUGAUGACUUUUGCUGUGAAGAAACUUACCUUCUCCAAGAAGCAGCUGGUGCCACUGCUUCUGAUUCCCAAUGGCGAGAACCUGAAUUAUCUUGUUAAUCUGGUAAAGGAAAGGAAGCUUAAAACAGUGAUCGACUCAAAGCAUCCAUUAAGCAAAGCUGAAGAUGCUUGGGCUAAGAGUAUCGAUGGUCAUGCCACAGGGAAGAUCAUUGUGGAGCCGUGA
Messenger RNA from Dovyalis caffra, 951 nucleotides. NCBI's taxonomy places the organism in Eukaryota, Viridiplantae, Streptophyta, Magnoliopsida, Malpighiales, Salicaceae. The record is from the annotation of a GenBank genome assembly.